Molecule: messenger RNA, 13891 nt
Organism: Pristis pectinata (smalltooth sawfish)
Lineage: Eukaryota; Metazoa; Chordata; Chondrichthyes; Rhinopristiformes; Pristidae
Product: collagen alpha-3(VI) chain-like
Molecular function (GO): serine-type endopeptidase inhibitor activity; protein binding
Source: RefSeq, a predicted model, not a curated record
CGCUGGCCUAUUCUAAAAUAGUGGAUCGGGAGAGUUGUUCCUUUGCUGCCAGUCCCAAAAUGUCACAGGCCCAGCACAUUGUUGCAAAAAUGACCAAACUGCGUGUCGUGCCUUUAGUGGCACUCUUCAGCCUAAUUUGUUUCACUCAAGCACAACGGGCGCAAGAAUCGGCUGACCUAAUUUUCUUAAUUGACGGAUCUGCCAGCGUUGGAAGUGUCAAUUUUCAAUAUAUACGCGAUUUUAUCGUAAAUUUCAUCGACAAUCUCGAGAUCGGCCCUGACAGAAUCCAAAUCGGUGUGGUACAAUACAGCGACGAGCCCAACACCGAGUUCUAUUUAAACACAUACUCCACGAAAACGGAGGUUCUGGAUGCUGUGAAACGACUUCAACCCAAAGGCGGAGAUGAAAUUAAUACUGGCGCGGCCGUGCAAUUUUUAGUCGACAAUCACUUUACUGAGUCAGCCGGCAGCAGGGCAUCAGAAGGGGUCCCACGGGCAUUAGUCAUUAUCACUUCUAGUGAGUCCAGUGAUGAUGUAAUUCAGGCAGAACUAUUAAUAAAGCAAGGUAGUAUAUACUCAUUUGCUAUUGGAGGUAGAGAUGCCGACAAUAAUGAACUUGCUCAGCUUUCAACCGAUGCAUCCUUUACUGCCUUGAUCUCCGAAUUCCGUGAUAUUGCUCAAUUGCAGCAACAGUUUUUACCAUUGGUCUCGGCAGUGGCCCGAAGGGAAAUAAUUCUUGAACCUCUGGUGCUGAAUGAAGUUCCGGACAGGAGGAGGGACAUUGUAUUUCUGAUGGACGGCAGCUCCAGUGUGGGAAAUCCGAACUUUUUGAAAAUGCGUGAAUUUAUCUUAAAAGUAAUUAACAGAUUUCAAAUUGGACCAAAUGCGGUGCAAGUUGCUGUCGUGCAGUACAGUGAUGUUCAAAAAACUGAGUUUUCCUUCAAUGUUCACCCGGACAAACGUGGACUACUUUCUGCUGUAAAAAAACUGCGACCGAUUGGCGGACCCUCCCGUAACAUUGGGGCCGCGCUGGAGUUUGUCCUCGAAAAACAUUUUAUCACAUCUGCAGGGAGUCGAAGACAGCAAAAUGUCCCCCAGUUUCUGGUGCUUGUCACUAAUGGAGCAUCUCAAGAUAGCAUUCGCUUCCCUGCACUGGAGUUAAAAAGAAAGGCUAUAAUAACACUUAGUGUCGGAGUUGGUAACACGGACCUUGAAGAGCUGCGGGAGAUUGCAUUUGUUCCAGAUUUGGUAUAUGAAGUACCUAAUUUCCAGGCUCUGCUCCAGAAACCGAGACAAGUAGCAGCAAAGUUAUCCACGUUACGUUCUCCUACAGUGGUUACGGAAGAGCCUACAGUUACCAUUACGGAAGUUGUGACACAAGCAUUCAACCAGAGAGAUAUUGUGUUCCUUAUUGACGGAUCAAAUAACGUCGGCAAUGCAUACUUCCCUAUUCUCCGUGACUUCAUCAGAAACAUAAUUGAAACCUUUGACAUUGGAAGAGAUGGUGUGCAAGUAGCUGUGGUACAGUACAGUAGUGAUGCAAGCACUGCUUUCUAUCUAAACAGUUACAACACGAAGUCUGACAUUUUGACCCAUGUAAGUGGGCUCAGGCUGAAAGGUGGUAGGGCCCUUAACACUGGUGCAGCAAUGGACUAUGUACUUCAAAACAUCUUUAUAAAAGCUUCAGGAAGUAGGAUAGAGGAGCGUGUUCCCCAGAUAUUGAUAGUUGUUACAGCUGGAAGGUCCGAUGAUGAUAUUAGACCAUCUGCAGAAGCCCUGGCACGAGGAGGCAUUCUUACCAUUGCCAUUGGAGUGAGUAAAGCACAAGUGGAGGAGAUAAAUCGUAUUGCAUUCAGUCGACAGACAGCUUUCCAAGUAAAUGACUUUAAUACCCUGAGUACCAUCCAGGAUACUGUGGCAUCGUCUGCCAAAACAUGGAUUCAUGGAGGAGUCACUGAAGUACCUUCAGCGUUGAAGAAGGACAUUGUCUUCCUUAUCGAUGGUUCUGCUGGAAUGGGACAAUCAUUUCUUCAAGUCCGUGAAUUUCUGAUACAAGUAGUCCAGCAGCUUGAGAUUGGACCCAACAAAGAUAAAGUUUCCCUGGUUCGGUACAGUUCUGAUCCAAGUGUUGAAUUUGGCCUCGAUGCUUAUUUAACAAAAAAUGAAGUUUUGGAGGCAAUCAAAAGACUCCCACCGAAAAUGGGAAGACCCCUUAAUACAGGUGCGGCACUGGACUUUGUCGCUAGGGAUGUCUUCAGCCCAUCUGCAGGCAGCAGAAGAGAUACUGGUGCUUCACAGAUCCUGGUGCUCAUCACUGCUGGGAAAUCCAAGGAUGAUAUUGUAAUGGCAGCAAGGAGGGUGAAACUAGCUGGUAUUGUGCCCAUUGCUGUCGGAGCCAAGAAUGCAGACACAUCGGAGCUCCAAAAGAUUGUGCACGAUCCAGCAUUUAUUUUAACAAUGAGGGACUUCCAAGAUUUGUCAGGCAUUCAACAGGAGCUAUUAUCUAAAAUGAGAACAGUGGUUAUUUUUGAGGAAGAUGCUGUUAAGAGGGAUGUUGUGUUCCUCAUUGAUGGAUCAGAAAACGUCAGACCUGCUUUCUCCGCAAUCCAAAAAUUCAUCUCCAGUGUGGUUGACAGUCUUGACAUUGGAAGUGACAAAGUCCGAGUUGCUUUAGUUCAGUACAGCGAAGAUCCCAACGUCAACUUCUACCUAAACAGCUACUCAACGAAAAGGGAUCUGAUGGACGUGGUAAAUAAUCUUAGGCAAAUAGGAGGACGAAGAACCAACACUGGCAAAGCACUAGACUAUGUCAAACAGAACAUCUUCACUAGAUCUGCUGGGAGCAGGGUGGAGGAAGGCGUACCCCAGUUCUUGAUCCUCCUCACUGCCAGCAGGUCGACUGAUGAUGUAGGUCAGGCAGCCCUGGCACUGAAAGAGGCUGGGGUAGCACCUUUCACCAUCAGUUCAGGAGACGCAGAUGAAAGUGAAUUGCAGCAGAUUUCACUGUCCCCUGAUUAUAUUUUCAAGGUGACUGAUCUACGGAAUGUGGAAACACUGCAGCAAAGUCUGGAGUCGCCAUUGACACGACUGAACAAAGAUCAGAUCAUUCAAAUCACGACAACGGUGAUCAGAGAUGCUGUUAAGAGGGAUGUUGUGUUCCUCGUUGAUGGAUCAGAAAAUGUCAGAUCUGCCUUCUCCUCGAUUCAAAAAUUCAUCUCCAGAGUGGUCGACAAUCUUGACAUUGGAAGUGACAAAGUCCGAGUUGCUUUGGUUCAGUACAGCGAAGAUCCCAACGUCAACUUCUACCUAAACAGCUACACAACAAAAAGGGAUCUCAAUGACGUGGUAAAUAAUCUCAGGCAAAUAGGAGGGCGAAGAGCCAACACUGGCAAGGCACUGGACUAUGUCAAACAGAACAUCUUCACCAGAUCUGCUGGGAGCAGGGUGGAGGAAGGUGUACCCCAGUUCUUGAUCCUCCUCACUGCCAGUAGGUCAGCCGAUGAUGUAGGUCAGGCAGCCCUGGCACUGAAAGAGGCCGGGGUAGCACCUUUCACCAUCAGUUCAGGAGACGCAGAUGAAAGUGAACUGCAGCAGAUUUCAUUGUCCCCUAGUUAUAUUUUCAAGGUGACUGAUCUACGGAAUGUGGAAACACUGCAGCAAAACCUGGAAUUACCAUUGACACGACUGAACAAAGAUCAGAUAAUUCGAAUCAGGACACUCGUCCUUGAAGAUGCUGUUAAGAGAGAUGUUGUAUUCCUCAUUGAUGGAUCAGAAAACAUCAGACCUGCAUUCCAAUCAAUUCAAAGAUUCCUCUCCAGAAUGGUUGACGAUCUUGAUGUCGGAAGUGACCGAGUCCGUGUUAGUUUGGUUCAGUACAGCGAAGAUCCCAGCGUCAACUUCUACCUAAACAGCUACUCCACUAAAGAGGAUGUGAAACGAGCAAUAAAUAAUAUGGGGCCAAAAGGAGGGCGAAGAGCCAACACUGGUAAAGCACUGGACUUUGUCAAGCAGAACGUCUUCACCAGAUCUGCUGGGAGCAGGGUGGAGGAAGGUGUACCCCAGUUCUUGAUCCUCCUCACUGCCAGCAGGUCAGCCGAUGACAUUGGUCGGGCAGCCCUGGAUCUGAAAGAGGCUGGGGUAGCACCUUUCGCCAUCGGUUCAGGAGACACAGAUGACAGUGAACUGGCGCAGAUUUCACUGUCCCCUAAUUAUAUUUUCAAGGUGCCUGAUCUACGGAAUGUGGAAACCCUGCAGCAACGUCUGGGCUCCCCACUGACAACACUGAAUAGGGAUCAGAUAGUUCAAAUCCGAAGAACGGUUCUUGGAGAUGCUGUUAAGAGGGAUGUUGUAUUCCUCAUUGAUGGAUCAGAAAACAUCAGACCUGCAUUCCAAUCAAUUCAAAGAUUCCUCUCCAGAAUGGUUGACAAUCUUGACGUCGGAAGUGACCGAGUCCGUGUUUGUUUGGUUCAGUACAGUGAAGAUCCCAACGUCAACUUCUACCUAAACAGCUACUCCACUAAAGAGGAUGUGAAACGAGCAAUAAAUAAUAUGGGGCCAAAAGGAGGGCGAAGAGCCAACACUGGUAAAGCACUGGACUUUGUCAAGCAGAACGUCUUCACCAGAUCUGCUGGGAGCAGGGUGGAGGAAGGUGUACCCCAGUUUUUGAUCCUCCUCACUGCCAGCAGGUCAGCCGAUGACGUUGGUCGGGCAGCCCUGGAUCUGAAGGAGGCCGGGGUAGCACCUUUCGCCAUCGGUUCAGGAGACACAGAUGACAGUGAACUGGCGCAGAUUUCACUGUCCCCUAGUUAUAUUUUCAAGGUGCCUGAUCUACGGAAUGUGGAAACCCUGCAGCAACGUUUGGGCUCCCCACUGACAACACUGAAUAGGGAUGAGAUAGUUCAAAUCAGAACAAAAGUUCUUGGAGAUGCUGUUAAGAGGGAUGUUGUAUUCCUCAUUGAUGGAUCAGAAAACAUCAGACCUGCAUUCCAAUCAAUUCAAAGAUUCCUCUCCAGAAUGGUUGACAAUCUUGACGUCGGAAGUGACCGAGUCCGUGUUGGUUUGGUUCAGUACAGUGAAGAUCCCAACGUCAACUUCUACCUAAACAGCUACUCCACUAAAGAGGAUGUGAAACGAGCAAUAAAUAAUGUGGGGCCAAAAGGAGGGCGAAGAGCCAACACUGGUAAAGCACUGGACUUUGUCAAGCAGAACGUCUUCACCAGAUCUGCUGGGAGCAGGGUGGAGGAAGGUGUACCCCAGUUCUUGAUCCUCCUCACUGCCAGCAGGUCAGCCGAUGACGUUGGUCAGGCAGCCCUGGGUCUGAAAGAGGCCGGGGUAGCACCUUUCGCCAUCGGUUCAGGAGACACAGAUGACAGUGAACUGGUGCAGAUUUCACUGUCCCCUAAUUAUAUUUUCAAGGUGCCUGAUCUACGGAAUGUGGAAACCUUGCAGCAACGUUUGGGCUCCCCACUGACAACACUGAAUAGAGAUCAGAUAGUUCAAAUCCGAAGAAUAGUUCUUGGAGAUGCUGUUAAGAGGGAUGUUGUAUUCCUCAUUGAUGGAUCAGAAAACAUCAGACCUGCAUUCCAAUCAAUUCAAAGAUUCCUCUCCAGAAUGGUUGACAAUCUUGAUGUCGGAAGUGACCGAGUCCGUGUUGGUUUGGUUCAGUACAGUGAAGAUCCCAACGUCAACUUCUACCUAAACAGCUACUCCACUAAAGAGGAUGUGAAACGAGCAAUAAAUAAUGUGGGGCCAAAAGGAGGGCGAAGAGCCAACACUGGUAAAGCACUGGACUUUGUCAAGCAGAACGUCUUCACCAGAUCUGCUGGGAGCAGGAUGGAGGAAGGUGUACCCCAGUUCUUGAUCCUCCUCACUGCCAGCAGGUCAGCCGAUGACGUUGGUCGGGCAGCCCUGGAUCUGAAGGAGGCAGGGGUAGCACCUUUCGCCAUUGGUUCAGGAGACACAGAUGACAGUGAACUGGUGCAGAUUUCACUGUCCCCUGAUUAUAUUUUCAAGGUGCCUGAUCUACGGAAUGUGGAAACCCUGCAGCAACGUCUGGGCUCCCCACUGACAACACUGAAUAGGGAUCAGAUAGUUCAAAUUCGAAGAAUAGUUCUUGGAGAUGCUGUUAAGAGGGAUGUUGUAUUCCUCAUUGAUGGAACAGAAAAUGUCAGACCUGCCUUCCAAUCAAUUCAAAGAUUCCUCUCCAGAAUGGUUGACAAUCUUGACGUCGGAAGUGACAGAGUCCGAGUUGGUUUGGUUCAGUACAGCGAAGAUCCCAGCGUCAACUUCUACCUAAACAGUUACUCCACUAAAGAGGAUGUGAAACGAACAAUAAAUAAUAUGGGGCCAAAAGGAGGGCGAAGAGCCAACACUGGUAAAGCACUGGACUUUGUCAAGCAGAACAUCUUCACCAGAUCUGCUGGGAGCAGGGUGGAGGAAGGUGUACCCCAGUUCUUGAUCCUCCUCACUGCCAGCAGAUCAGCCGAUGACGUUGGUCCGGCAGCCCAGGAACUGAAGGAGGCUGGCGUAGCACCUUUCACCAUUGGUUCAGGAAACACAGAUGACAGUGAACUGGUGCAGAUUUCACUGUCCCCUGAUUAUAUUUUCAAGGUGCCUGAUCUACGGAAUGUGGAAACCCUGCAACAACGUUUGGGCUCCCCACUGACAACACUGAACAAGGAUCAGAUAGCUCAGAUCUAUACAACGAUUCUUGGAGAUUCUGCAAAGAGAGAUGUGGUGUUCCUUGUUGAUGGGUCCGAAAAUGCCAGAGGCACUUUCCCUUCAAUUAAAAACUUCAUCAACAGAUUUGUCGACAACCUUGACAUUGAAAGCGACAAAGUCCGAGUCGGUGUUGCACAGUUCAGUGAAGAUCCCAGUGUCAGCUUUUAUUUGAACACCUAUGAGACAAAGAAUGAGGUGAAGAGGGCAGUUGAUAACCUCCGGUAUAAAGGGGGGACACGAGCCAAUAUAGGUGAAGCCCUGAGUUAUGUCACAAAGAAUAUCUUCACUAGAUCUGCUGGGAGCAGAGUGGAGGAAGAUGUACCUCAGUUCUUGAUCCUCCUCACCGCCAGCAGGUCCUCUGACGAUGUUAGUAUGGCAGCCCUGGCACUGAAAAGUGCUGGCAUAGGUCCUGUUAGCAUUGGUUCAGGAAAAGCAGAGGACACUGAGCUCCAAAAGAUUUCAAUGUCCCCCAAGUUUACUUUCAAGUUUGAUGAUCUACAGGACACAGAAACACUAAAGCAGCACCUUCAGAGACCACUGAAAACACUGAAAAAAGAACAAAUAAUCCAAAUCAUGCAGGAUGCUCCUGAAGUUCCAGAUACCGACAGGAGAGAUAUUGUCUUCGUAAUUGAUGGGUCAGAGAAUAUGAGGUCGGCUUUCUCUCCAGUGCGUUCCUUUAUUUCUAGAAUAGUUGACAAUCUCGAUGUUGGCAUUGACAAAGUCCGUGUUGGAGUUGUACAAUAUAGCAAUGAUCCCAGAACAGAAUUCCUCUUAAACGCUUACACCACCAAACCUGAAGUUCAAACUGCCAUCCGUAACCUACGACCUAAAGGUGGGCGGAGCAUCAGAACGGGUGAUGCACUAAAUUAUGUUAAAAACAACCUUUUCACCAAGGCUGGCGGUAGCAGGAUCGAAGAGGGCGUGCCUCAGUUUUUGGUGCUUUUCACUGCUGGCAGAUCAGCAGAUUCAGUUACUCUGGCAUCAGAGGCAUUGAAAAAAGUUGGUGUAGCACCUAUUGUUAUUGGAUCUGGAGGUGCAGCUGAUGAAGAGCUCGAAGAAAUUUCACUGUCUCCUCAGUAUGUUUACAAGCUAGUCGACUUAAGGAACGUGAUGAAUAUACAACAACGUUUAUUGGGACCGCUGACAACACUGGAUAUUGACGGGAUAAAAAGAAUCUACGAAUCUACCACUGUGGUAACAGGUUUCAGUACGGAUAAGAAAGAUGUUGUGUUCUUGAUUGAUGGGUCUAACAAUAUUGGGUCUGAAGAGUUUGCCCACAUUCGUGAUUUUAUCCUGAACGUAAUUAAUAGUCUUGAUAUUGGAGCCAACAAAGUUCGUGUUGGUCUGGCACAAUACAGCAACAACGGGAAAACUGAGUUCCUGUUGAAACAACACCUAAGUAAAGGUGCUCUUCAAAACGCCAUCAGACGAAUUAGGCCAAAAGGAGGUUCACCGCUUAACACCGGAAUAGGUCUGGACUUUGUCAUGAAAAAUCAUUUCAACAGGCAGGCUGGAGGUAGAAAACAUGAAGGAGCACUCCAGUACCUGAUAGUCGUCAAUGGAGGAAAAUCUAGGGACAGGAUCCAACGUUACUUGGAGCCAUUAAAAACUUCAGGAAUUAAUGUUUUUGGUGUAGGGGCAAAGAAUGUAGAUGAACGUGAACUCCAACAGAUCACAACAGUUGAUUAUGGUACUUACGUAGUAAGUAACUUUCAGGACCUUAAACGUGUGCAAGAACUUCUGAAGGUUCGCUUGCAGGUGGAAGAUCCCAAAACUUUUGAAACACCAGAACCUCCUACUGAAGUUUUUUCACAGAAAAAAGCCGACAUUGUAUUUCUUCUGGAUGGCUCCAUUAACAUUGGAAAGCAAAACUUCCCCCGUCUCACUGAGUUUGUUGCCAACAUAGUUGAUGCUAUCUACACUGAUGAUGGAUUAAUCCAGGUGGGAGUUAUCCAGUACAAUUCUGAUGCAACCAAUGAAUUCUUCCUCAAUUCAUUCCGAACAAGAGGAGAUGUUCUCAAGGCUAUUGAGAAUAUACAGUACAAGGGAGGCAGAAUCUUAAACACAGGAGCAGCCUUGCGCUUUGCUAAAAACGUACAAUUUGUCCCAUCAGCAGGGAGUAGGAUUGAAGAAGGAGUCCCACAAAUCGCUUUCAUUCUAAUUGGUGGGAAGUCUGAAGAUGACGCAAUAGCAGCUGCAAAAGAGCUGAAAAAUGCUCGAUUCAAAAUCAUCACUGUGGGAAUUCAGGAUGCAGUUGAAGAAGAAAUCAACCAAAUAGCAAGUGAACCAGCUGGUGUUUUCAGAGUCUCUGACUUGAACACACUUUCUGAACUGACCGAGCAAGUCUUACUGGCUACAACUGAUGUCAUUUCUGGUGAGCUCUGUCCAAGCAUCACUGAUACAGUAAGAGAAUGUGACAUUGACGUUUUAUUUGGCUUUGAUGUUGAUGCUGGUGAUGCAUUUGAUUCAGAGCCAGGUUUCAGGAGCAAAUCAGGAAAUAUUUUGUACAGAAUCUCACAGUUGAAGCGUAUUAGCUGCACUGGCUCAAAAUCGCCCUCUGUAAGAAUGGGGGUCAUGAUUUUUAGGAGAGAUGGACAAACUCGUGCCAUUGACUUGGUUGAGUAUCAACCUGAAGUAAUGACCGAAUUCAGCAAAUUAGCAGCUUCUGGUCCAUCUGUCUUUGAAGCAAGAACCUUAGCUGCAUACCAGGAUGUAUUUCAAUCUGCUAGUUCUGGUCGAGUAAAGGUCAUUAUCCAUUUCACUGAUGGCAUAGAUGAAGACUUUGCUUCAUUAAAAAGACAGGCUGAAACUCUAAGGGAGGAAGGUCGCGUGCACGCACUGAUUCUGGUGUCUUUGGAAAAAUUAACUGGGUCUGCAGAUGUUUCUUUGUUGGAAUUUGGACGUGGAUUUAGAUACAGGAGACCCCUUUCAAUCAACCAGCAUGAUUUAGAAUAUGAACUGGCAGAAGAACUUGAUAACAUUGCAGAGAGAGUGUGUUGUGGCGUCUCAUGUAAGUGUGCUGGUCAACCAGGUGACAAGGGUCCUCAAGGACAACGUGGGCAGAAGGGCUCACCAGGACUUAAAGGUAUUCCGGGUUAUCCAGGUGAUGAAGGUGGAGCUGGUGAAAGAGGUCCACCGGGUAUAAAUGGAACUCAAGGGUUCCAGGGGUGUCGAGGACAAAGUGGAUUUAAGGGUGCUCGUGGAUACCCAGGAGAAAAGGGUCAAGUAGGUGAACUUGGUCUUGAUGGAAUAGAUGGAGAACAGGGGAUAAAUGGAGUCCAUUGGAAAACCAGGAGAAAGAGGCAGCAGGGAACACCGGGUACAAAAGGAGCCAAAGGUUCAAAAGGAGAAAGGGGUGACAUUGGUUAUCGCGGUGAUCCGGGUGAACCAGGAAUAAACAAUAACCAGAAAGGACUCAAAGGGCAAAGGGGUGACAUGGGCUUGGUGGGAGAUGCUGGUGAAGAUGGACGUCCAGGGGCACGUGGCCAACCUGGAAAAAGGGGAGCACAGGGCCGCAGAGGAUCAGCAGGAACGAGAGGCAGCAAAGGAAAUUCAGGGACUUCAGGGCCUCCAGGAUUGCCAGGGUUUAGAGGCAUUCAAGGUGAACCUGGAUCUCCUGGAGCUCCAGGACGGGAAGGUGUACCUGGCUUUCGAGGUCCAAGGGGAUCAACUGGCCCACCAGCACCUAAGGGUGCAAGAGGGAAAAUUGGAUUAAAUGGAAGAAAGGGUGAACCUGGAAAUCCUGGAGAAAAGGGUGAAAUCGGGCCUACAGGUCCACGUGGAGAAAUGGGUGAAGAUGGAAUAAAUGGAGUUGGCAAUGCUGGAGUCAAAGGCAGAAAGGGUGAACGAGGUCCUGUGGGACCCCAGGGACUUAAGGGCGAUCUUGGAAAUGAUGGUGUUCAGGGGAAAGAUGGUAUAAAAGGAAACAGAGGGCGCAGGGGCUUUCCAGGAGCUGCUGGAGACUCUGGAGCGAAAGGAGAAAUAGGUUACCCUGGUCCACAGGGUGCAAAAGGAACACAAGGAAGAUCUAUGGAGACAUGUAGUCUUGUCCAGAAAAUCAAAGAAACGUGCCCAUGCUGUCAUGGUGCAAAGGAGUGCCCUGUCUAUCCAACUGAGUUGGCCUUUGUGAUAGAUACUUCCAACACUAAAACUGUUAAUCAGCUCAAUGGCAACAAGAAUGCUAUUCUCAACAUAAUUCAAAAUCUGACCAUAGUCGAGAGCAACUGUCCUAAAGGAGCCCGUGUUGCCAUCCUGACGUACAACAGUGACAUCAUCACUGAGAUCCGAUUCAGCAGCGCCCGGAAUAAGCGAGACCUUCUCGAACAGAUUAAAAACCUGCAAUUUGUGCCGUCAAGGAAGGGCUCAAAUAUUGCUGAUGCAAUGAGCUUUGUGGCAAGGAACACAUUCAAACGGGUGCGAAGUGGGUUUUUGAUGAGAAAGGUGGCAGUAUUCUUCAGUGACGGACAGACAAAGCCCAGAGACCUCAAUGCUGCUUUAACAAAACUUGCUGAUAACAAUAUCAUCUCUGUCUACCUCUCCCCUAGAGAAGAUAAUGUACUCAACAGGAUACUGCAGAGAAAUGCCGGUGUUAAACAAUUCUUUGUUUUCCGUAAUGAUGAUGAAACACUCAAAAAGGUGAUGUCAUGCCACGUUUGCUUAGACUUUUGUGAAAUCGACACACUCUGUGACAGUAGUCUUUACCGGCGUAAAAGAUCAGUAACACCCACCAAUGUGGACUUGGAUAUUGCAUUCAUCAUCGACAGCUCAGCAACCAUCAAUCCAACUCAAUUUAUAGAGAUUAAGAGGUACAUUUCCUUUGUGACAGACCAGUUGGAGAUUAGCAAAGAACCUGCAACAUCCAACCAUAAGGCCAGGGUUGCCGUGAUUCAGCAUGCUUUGUACAAAUCUGAAACAAAUAAUAGCCUCAAUCAAGUGAAAACUGAAUUCACUCUCACUGACUACCGCUCCAGCCAAGACAUCAGAGAAUAUAUCCUGAACAAGAUGACACAGCUUGAAGGGACGAGAGCAACUGCUCACGCUGUCGAAUGGACUAUCAAAAAUAUUUUUGAAAAAGCACCCCAACCGAGGCCAUUGAAGCUUAUUGCCCUGAUAACCACAGGAGAUCUCCCAAAAGCUGAAAAAGAACGGCUGAAGACAGUCGUCACAGAUGCCAAAUGCAAAGGCUUCUUCUUUGUUAUAUUCAACAUCUUUAAGAAACCUAAUGAGCAGGAUCUCAUUAACCUGGCAAGCGAACCUCAAGAUGUGUACUUCAAGUCAAUUAACAAAAUCUCAGAGCUCCACAAUGAAGAUUUGCUGAGGUUUGCCUGGCAGCUCCCUGAGUAUGUCAGAGCUGAGAAUGCAUUCCACUUGUCUCCAGAGCUGCGGAAACAGUGUGGGUUAUUCCAAAGUGAUCAGCCAAGCAGUGAAGCGUUUAGGAACACCCACCAACAGGUCACAACCCAUGUUCCUUUGGCUGCAGACAAACUUAUGGGAAUGAAAUUAUCUGCCUCCAAUGUGACAGAAGACAGUAUCAUCCUACAUUUGUCUCAGACUGAAGCUCAGCACAUUGAUAAUUAUGAAGUUACUGUGGUCGAAGUGAACCAGAACAUCCUUGUUCUGAAGCUGAAUGUCAGUGAUCCUGAAAUUGUCAUAAAAGAUUUGGAAAACGGACAGCAAUAUAACAUCAUUGUGAUAGGAUUCUCUCAGUCCAAAGCAAAAUCUAUUUACAAUGGGUUUUUUACAACAAAAAAAUCACCAGAAACAACUGUCAGAAGCCCAAGUAACCAAAUCAUUAUGGAGCCAAUUGAGAAUCCUGAAAUAGAUCGGUGCAUGCUGGAUUUUGAUGCUGGAUCGCAGUGUUCUGAGUAUAGUGCAAAAUGGUUCUUUGACAGCAAAAACAACAUCUGCACUCAGUUUUGGUACGGCGGCUGCGAUGGUAAUGGUAAUAGGUUUGACACAGAAGCCGAGUGCAAUGCAGAAUGCAUGAAAUCAGUACCAGAAGCAAGCAUAUCAGAACCUAAGCCUGAAGGAAUCUUGGCAGCUAAAGACAUAUGUCAGUUAUCACGGAACGAAGGAACUUGCCGGAACUUUUCCCUGAAGUGGUACUAUGAUGUAAAGACUGAAACAUGCACACGGUUCUGGUAUGGUGGAUGCAACGGUAAUGAAAACCGGUUCAAUACGCAAGAUGAAUGCUCCAAGACUUGUAUCCAAGGACGAGUUCAAACCAGAAUGAUAACCACGAUGGGAACGUAAAUGAAGUGGCAGCUCCGCUGUACAUAUACCUCUGAUAGGAGCAAAAUCUGCAGCCUGCCAUCAAUCCUAAUAUGCUAAGGGUUCACAGAUACCUUGCACUGUACUGGUAAUAGCUUUCAAUAAUCGAAUGUUGAAGAGUUUGGUCUUUUAAAACCUGCAUGUUACAAUGGUGCUAAUGUUACGUCUGGGUGUUAAACUUGUGUGGAAGUAAUCUGUCUGCUGUUUCAUACAUAGACAUUUAUUCAGCUUAUUUCUUUUGUCUGUUUGUUUUACAUUUUUCAUACUUAACAUGAACUUCUCUAACAGUCACGUCACACAUUUUUGUAAAAAAAAUGUUAGUGAUCAACACUACAAUAAUUUAAAAUGCACAGAACAAAAUGUUAUACAAAUCACUUUGGAGAAAAGUUAUUACAAAUUGCUUCCAUUGUGUGUAUAUGCUUUGAUUUUUUUUAAAUGGAGGGGACUUAUUUCAUCACUGAAGCAUAAUUGACACAUAAUACAAGAUCUGUACAGAUUCAACACAUUGCCACACAAUUGCAAAGGUGACCUUUACUUUUAUAUAAAAAAAAGUUCUGUAAGAUUUUUUAAAGAGUCAAUAGUUUGUUAAAAGUUUCUCUCAUCAUUGCUUUCCUUGAGGGAACAAUAUAUAUUUUUAUGUACUUUGGAAAAUUCUUGAUAAUUUGGAAUUGUUUAAAAUUAUGUACAGAUGUGCACUUCACUGCUCACAAGAGCUAUUUGGAACCAUAAAAAGAUAACCUAAGAAUUGUUUUCGAAUUUCAACAGGGAUUACACAUAAACCAAACCCAGGCUUUAAUGUAUGGAUCAUUUUUAAUGUUUUAUUUUUAUGACAGUUAUAUUGUAUGACUUUAAUGAAGAAAUGUAUGAGAGACUUUCUAAUAAAAUUGGUCUGAAAUUUGAAA